This is a messenger RNA of Teleopsis dalmanni, 5083 nucleotides long. Its product is annotated as phospholipid-transporting ATPase ABCA1-like. The transcript has 11 exons. The record is from RefSeq and is a predicted model, not a curated record. Gene Ontology annotation, biological process: transmembrane transport; lipid transport. Gene Ontology annotation, molecular function: ATP hydrolysis activity; ABC-type transporter activity; lipid carrier activity. The coding region runs from base 30 to 5045 and encodes 1671 amino acids. Gene Ontology annotation, cellular component: intracellular membrane-bounded organelle; membrane. Lineage: Eukaryota; Metazoa; Arthropoda; Insecta; Diptera; Diopsidae.
UGUGAAAACAAAUAAUUAAUCCGAUAUUAAUGGGUCGUCAACUGUCAACAUUUAAGAAAAUAUCUUUACUAUUAUGGAAAAACAAGUGUAUAAUUAUGGCCAAACCCUACGUGUUAUUAGUAUUAAUAUCCGCACCCUCCAUAUUCACAUUAUUAUUGGUCAUGUUUCGUUGUAUUGUUCCAGUAGAUUUUUAUCCGGCAGUUCUGCAUGCACCCUUCAUCAUGCACGAUGAAUGGAAGACAGUAUUGGAAAAUGUGAACUUACAAAAAGCGAAAAUGAAAACGAAGAUACCAAGCUUUGAACAUAGCUCGUAUAUACCCCAACUUAUUGUAGCAUAUGCACCUAAAAGAUUUAAGUUAUUCGGCGAAAUCAUGAACAGAGCAGUUACCGACCUAGGUGGAGUACGGCUCAGAAGAUUUUCAAACUGCGAUAAAUUGCGUACGACAAUGACCAAAGAGCAUUUCUUGGCUGGAGUGUGUUUUGCAGAAGAUCUAUUUGACAGUUCUACAGUAACAUAUCCUGAUCGAUUGGAAUAUUCUUUGGUUUUUCCUCAUGAACGCAGAAUGAGUAAUGAUACUUUAAUUGGUUUUGAUUGGCAAACAAACAGAUUGUAUGACCUUCCAAUAAGAGCUGAACAUCGACUUAGUAACACAAAUAAAGAAAACAACUAUGGCUACAUAACUGAAGGAUUUAUUCCCCUACAAAAUGAGAUAUCUGUAUCUUACAUUAAGUUAAUAACGAAUUUAAGUGCUCUGCCAGAAAUCGCGUUACAGCCAUUUCCUCAUCAACAGCAUGAUAUAGAUCUGCUUCAAAAUAGCAUGAAUAUAAGUGUGUCCUUUCUUGUUAUUUUAGGCUAUAUGUUUCCGGUGUUAUUCUUCAUUCAGUUUUUAGUUUCCGAACGACCAAUUAAUAAAACAGUAAUGAAUAAUCUGGGAUUUUCACAUGUUAAACAAUUCUGGGCUUGGUUUAUAGGAUCUUUUGCAAUAUUGUUUCUUGGAAGCCUAUUAUUAGUAAUACUUGUCAAAAUACACUGGAAUAACGGAUAUGCAAUUUUUACCAGAAGUACCUGGGGUGAUAUUUUUUUGAUCUUUUUAUGCUAUAAUUUAGUGACUUUAUGCUUUUGUUUCAUGCUCGCUACUCUUUUCUCCAACAAGAGCAUGGCAGUAACGGUUGGAGGUGUAACUUGGUUAUUUACCUACAUACCAUAUGUCAAAAUAAUCAAUCGCAUGGGUCACACAUAUGUGGCAAUACUAAGAUAUGUAUUUUUUAAUACCUCCAUGGGUCUGGCACUUGAUAAUGUAAUUAAUAUGGAAAGACGUGCCAUUGGUUAUAAAUGGAAGCAUUUCUUCCGUGUUGAAAAGAAUUUUGACCAACCGGAUAGCGUCGGUAUGUAUAUAAUAUUGUUUCUAUUGCAUAGCAUCAUUUUCUUGUGCAUUGGAUUUUACGUUGAACAAAUUAGACCAAGAUUUUUCGGAAAACCGCUAAAGUGGUAUUAUAUGAUUAAUGGCUUUUGCCAUACUAAUCGUCGUAGUUCCGAACAACGUAGUUCAGCCUCACGCCAAACUAAAAUCAUUCAAGUAGAAACGAAUAAUAAAAUUGCAAUUAUGAAAUUAGACCAAUUAAAUUGGUUAAACGAAGACAAAGUUAUUAUAAGGAAUUUCUCAGAAAUUUUGUAUGAGGAUGAAAUAAUUGCAAUAAUGGGUCAUAAUGGUUCUGGAAAAACAGUGUUGAUGUAUAUGUUAGCUGGUCUAAUAGAACCAACAUUUGGUACUAUAUAUAUACAAAAUGUCAAUGUACAUACAAAACCAGAACUGCUAACAAACAUAGGUGUUGCUAUUAAGGACCGGAUACUGUUUAAUGAUCUAACAGCUUACGAUAAUUUAACCUUAUUCUGCAAAGCCAGAGGUUACGACAGUUUAACAUGCGAAUCUGAGGCUUAUCGAUAUAUGAAUCAUAUGAAACUUACAGAUUGGAAGGACAUACGAGUAAAGAAUCUGUCAUAUGGAAUGCGGCUUAAUGUCGCUGUUUGCUGUGCAUUUAUAGGAAAAACUAAAAUAGUUGUGCUAGAUGAGCCCACAUCCGGUAUGGACAUAUGCACACGCAAAAUGUUUUGGCGUUUAUUGAGGAUAGAAAAGCAGAAGCGCACAAUUGUGUUGACAACACAUUCAAGCAGUGAAAUUGAACUUUUAGCUGAUAGGAUUGCUAUAAUGUCCGAAGGUGAUCUACAGUGUUGUGGAAGGUUAUCACUUUUAAAAUCCCUGUAUUUAGAGGGUAUGCGAUUGGUGUGCGUUAAAGGUCCAUACUGUAUUACAGAAGAUGUCACUAAUGUCGUUUCGGUUCAUAUACCAAAUAUAACACCAAUAAUUGAUUUUGGCACACAACUAAUAUAUCAACUUGAACAAAGAAAUUCUGAUGUAUAUGUGGCCAUACUAAAAGAUUUGGAAAGCAAGUCGAAUCUAUUAAAUAUUGAGUAUUGUACGUUAUCUGAGCCAUCACUUGGAGAAAUAUUUCUUGACAUAGGUGUCGAAAAUGCAAGUAUUGGUGACAUACAUCGAUACGGUGAAAUACUAAAUGGGAAAUGUAUGAACUGGAUAGAAGAUAAAGAUCCUAUUUUUUUAAAUCCAUAUCAUCCGUUGAAAGGAAUACGUUUAAUAUUUAUUCAAAUAUACGCAAUCCUAUUAAAAGAUUUUAUAUAUGAAAUACGUAGUAAAUAUCCAAUACUAUUAACGAGUAUAGUACCUAUCUUAUUUACUGCUAUGACUUAUUGUUUUGUUGGUGGAGUACCACAAAAAGAACCCCUGAUUUCUUUUCGUCCAUCCCUUUACAAGAACUCACAUAUUAUUUUAAGUACCAAAAAUCAAAAUAAUUUCACAGAAAGUGUUAAAGAAUGUUACCUUCAGAAUAUAUUUUGGUCACAAGGAAACCAUGAAGUCAAAGAAGUCAUUGAUAUUCCCAAUCAUAUAGUUGAGACACAAGAAUUAGAAUCUUAUGAAGAAUAUAUAGUUGGCAUAUCGUUAACACCAAAAACUAUUAAAGCUUGGUUUAACAGCUUUCCUUUGCAUUCCGCACCAAUGAGUUUGAAUUUGGUACACAACUCACUUUUACACGCUGCAUAUGAUACAAACGCUGUAAUUACAGUAAAUCUGGAACCACUAGAUCCCAUAUACAAUCAGAAUUCGGUUAAUAUACUAACACAUAUUAGCUGGACUUACUUUCAAGCCGCAUUCAUCGGACUUUGUAUGUGCAUUAUAUGGCCUUUAAGGGUGAUUGCUAUCAUAAAAGAACGAAAUACGAAUUUCAAGAAAAUGCAAUAUAUAUCUGGCUCACGCUUUUGGUCAUUCUGGGGAGUAACUUACGUAUAUGAUUUAAUAACAGUGGUUCUUUUGUCGUCUUUAAUAGUUGUAAUACUUAUGUAUUUAUUAAAUUUGGAUCAACUCGUUCUAAAAGAAACACCGUUUUAUAUUUUUCUCUUAUCGCUGCUUACUGGUGUUACUGUCACAUUAUGGAACUUUCUUGUCUCAACAUUCUUCAAAAAUAAACAUUGGGCCUAUAGUACACUAGUUACCUUCAAUCUAUUUGGAAUAGCAUGUUUUUUUACCGUUAAUGAGGUUCGUCAUUCGAUCUACCGUGGAGAUACAGGUUCUUUUCUGGACUCACGCACCAUUCUACACAUUAUGCCAUGUUACUCCUUAUGUACUGCAAUAACAAAAGUCUUGUUAAUUGAUGGGAUUACGAAACAGUGUGAAUAUACUCAAGUCCAGGAACUUUCAAUUUAUUUGCAUCAUUGCACAACGCAGCCAAAUUGUUGCACGAAAUAUUCUCUAAAUAGUUGGGAAGAAGGUAUCUUACCUGAAAUUUCGGCAUUAAUAGUUAAUGGAAUAAUCUGCUUACUUUGCGUGUGGAUAAUUAACAAAAAGAAAGUCUUAGUGUCCAAACCAAAUAAAAAAAAAGCUUUACAAUCUAUUAAAAACACAUAUAUGCGUCAUCAUAAGCCAAAUAGUGAAUUGCAUCCUUCCAUUGUAUACGAACAAGUUAAGAUAAAUAUGUUCAAACCAAGCCAGUAUUUCGAGCAUCGACUUAUUUGUACCAACCUGUCCUGUUACAGUAAUUAUAAGGCUGAAAGUCCAUAUAAUGCAGCAAUUUUUUUAUUACUUGAAGGUUCUGAAUGUUUUGGAUUGUAUGGACUUAAUCGUUCUGGUAAAACGCGUAUACUAAAUAUGUUUGCUGGUUUAGAACCAUAUGAUUUUGGUGAAGCUAUGAUCGAUGGUUAUGAGGUUAAAAGCAAUAUCCCCGAAAUAUAUGAACGCAUUGGUUAUGCUGACAAACAUUCAGUACUUCCACCAGAUUACACUGGUCGUGAAUUACUGCAAAUACAUUCUUAUCUGCGUGGUAUUCCAAAUAAAUAUGUAGAAGAAAAAUGUGAAAACCUUGCAAAAGUUUUAGGCUUUUUUACUUAUUACAAUGAGAAGAUAAACACCUAUAGCGAUGGACAUAAAAAACGCCUAAACAUAGCUAUUGCAUUACUAGGUAAUACAUCUAUCAUAUGUCUCGAUGAGCCAACAAUUCAUAUCGAUGAAGGUGGUCAGCGGCAACUUUGGAAUAUUUUGCUUCAUUUAAAGGACAUCAAGAGAACGAUUCUACUCACGACCUCAGAUGGUGACGAAUGCGAACUGAUCUGUAAUAAAAUUGCAAUAGUUAAGCAAAGUGAAUUUCAAUAUAUUGGUGUACCAAGCCAAAUUAAAAACGAAGUAUCAACAGGUGUAAUAUUAAAAAUUAUGUUAAGAAAUACUCCACAAAUCAUCCAUUCAAAUAGAGUUUACACACCAUUUCUAUUUCGAAAUUCGUUUCGUUUAAGACAAUUUAUGGAAGAUGAAUUUCCAGGUUCUGAAUUGAUAGAGGAUUGGAAUACACUUCUUAUAUAUUCAAUACCAAAUCGACCGAUAUCAUAUAUUUAUGAAAAAAUAGAAGCAUAUACAUUAAAUCUAAACAUAGAGUGCUUUAUUAUUGAAAAUGAAUUAUUGCCUGUGAAAUGUACUGUUGAAUAAAGGAUUUUAUUUUUUUAAUUAAUCUAAGAUCUACGUAU